This is a messenger RNA of Plasmodium falciparum 3D7, 7941 nucleotides long. Its product is annotated as erythrocyte membrane protein 1, PfEMP1. Gene Ontology annotation, cellular component: membrane. The transcript is spliced from 2 exons. The coding region runs from base 1 to 7941 and encodes 2646 amino acids. NCBI's taxonomy places the organism in Eukaryota, Apicomplexa, Aconoidasida, Haemosporida, Plasmodiidae. The record is from RefSeq and is a predicted model, not a curated record. Gene Ontology annotation, molecular function: host cell surface receptor binding.
AUGGUACGGUCGUCAUCGCGUGCUUCUCGGCCUAAGUAUUAUCAAGCCACUAGUGCGAAGGAGCUUUUGGAUCAAAUUGGACAAAGUGUUCACGCAGAAGUACAAAGAGAUGCUAAAAAAUAUGUAAGUGAAUUGAAAGGAAAUUUGUCAAGAGCAACAUAUCCAAAAGAUGAAUCCCCUAAAGGAACGACAUCACCGGAUCCAUGCCAUCUUGAUUAUAGAUAUCAUACUAAUGUUACCAAGGGACAUGGUAAGGAGUAUCCUUGUGAAGAUAGACCAGAAGUUCGAUUUUCUGAUACAGAAGGAGCACAAUGUGAUAAGAGUAAAAUAAAAGAUAAUAAAGGUAAAAGUGAAGGUGCAUGUGCUCCAUACCGACGCUCGUCUCUAUGUGAUCAUCAUUUAUCAUACAUGAAUGCUGGUAAAACUAAUACGACAGAUAAUUUAUUGUUAGAGGUGUGUAUGGCAGCACAAUAUGAAGGACAAUCAAUAAGAGGUCAACAUGACAAACAUAAACUAGACAAUAAUAAUUCUAGUUCUCAAUUAUGUACCGUUUUAGCACGAAGUUUUGCAGAUAUAGGUGAUAUUAUAAGAGGAAGAGAUUUGUAUCGUCGAGAUAAAGGAGAAGAGACAAAAUUAGAAAAGAAUUUGAAAGAAAUUUUCAAGAAUAUAUAUAAUGAGUUGACGACGAAAAAUGGCACAAAAGAACGCUACAAUGAUACAGAUAAUUAUUUUCAAUUACGAGAAGAUUGGUGGGAAGAAAAUAGAGAAACAGUAUGGAAAGCUAUCACAUGCCACGUUGUGAGUGGUAAUAAUUAUUUUCGACACACAUGUAGUGAUGAAAACCAUCCAACUGCGACUCAAGGUAACUGCCGAUGUAUAGGCGCAACAGUUCCCACAUAUUUCGAUUAUGUGCCGCAGUAUCUUCGCUGGUUCGAGGAAUGGGCGGAAGAUUUUUGUCGUAAAAAAAAAAAAAAACUACCAAACGUUAAAACAAAUUGUCGUGGAGAAAAUAAUAAAAAAUAUUGUAGUGGUGAUGGAUUUGAUUGCACAAAAACUAUUAGAGCCAAAUAUAUCUAUGCUAUAGGUGAUGAGUGUACUAAAUGUUCUUUUUGGUGUGGUUUUUAUAAAAAAUGGUUAGAAAACCAAAAACAAGAAUUUCUAAAACAAAAAAAGAAAUACGAAACAGAAAUAUCAGGUGGUGGUGGUAGGAAAAAACGAGCUGCACGUAGUAGUGGUAGUAAUAGUAAUUAUGAUGGAUAUGAAAGUAAAUUUUAUAACAUACUUAAAGGUAUACCUGAAGGGGGCCUUGAUAAAUUUUUAGAUUUAUUAAAUAAAGAAGAAGUAUGCACAAAGUUUAGUGAAGACGAAGGAACAAUUGAUUUUACCAAACAUGAUAAUAAAAAUAAUGAUCAGAAAGGAACAUUUUAUUAUUCGAAAUAUUGUGAAAUAUGUCCCGAAUGUGGAGUAAGAAAGGGAACAUUUGAAGAGAAACCAAAAAAUGAAAGUGGUGAAUGCGAUGGUAAAAAACUUUAUACAAUUACAGAUUAUGCCGAAUCUACUGAUAUCAACGUCCUUUCCUUCGGUGAUGAACGUGAUCAGAUAAAAAAAAAAAUAGAUGAGUUUUGUGAUAAAAAUGAUAUUAAUAAACAGGAACUAACUGAACAAUGGAAAUGUUAUGAAGAGCAAGAUAUAGAAAAUGAUGGACAGGAUGACUAUAAAGACGAUGUAAAUGGUUCAGGUGGAAUAUGUAUAUUGGAAAAGACGAACGGCGACAAAAAUGGGAAAAAGCAAAAGACAUUCAAUGAUUUUUUUCACUUUUGGGUACGACAUUUAUUGAACGAUUCUAUAGAAUGGAGAGACAAACUUAAAAAAUGUAUAGAAGAUCCUGAGAAAAAAUGUAAAAAUGGAUGUAACAAAAAAUGUGAAUGUUAUGAACGAUGGGUUGAUAAAAAAAAAGGAGAAUGGAAAAAUAUAAAAGACCAUUUUGACAAGCAACCAGGUUUUGACCAAACAUUUCCUCCUUAUUAUGUUCUUGAAGAUGUUUUGGAAGAGUCUUAUUUUCCAAUUAUUCAAGAAGCUUAUGGGGAUUCAACAGCAAUACAAGGAAUUAAGAAAACGUUGGAAAAGAAAAAAAAAGAGAAAGGUGCAAAUAUUUCCGAAGAGAAAACAAUACUUGAUGAAUUUCUCAAUCACGAAUUAAAAGACGCAGAAACAUGCAAAAACUGUGAACCAAGAAAAUUCAAAAAUCCAUGUAGUGGCGACACAAGUGGUGAUAGUAACAAACAAUACGAAGCGGUGGCGAACACGGUGGCGCAAAUAUUACAGGGGAAGGCACAAAAACAAUUGCAUGGUAAUGGUAGUAGAAAUGCGUUAAAAGGAAAUAUACAGAACGCGAAAAUUAAUAAUGGCCGUAAGCCAAAUCCGUUGACGGAUGCAUGUCAAAUAACGAAAAAUCAUUCCAAUGGUAAGGGCGAUUCAAAUAAUCCAUGUAAUAACAAAGGUAAUCGGCUUAAAAUAGGACAAGUAUGGUCAAUUAAAAAUGAUACGUCAUACACUGACGUCUAUAUGCCUCCACGACGUCAACAUAUGUGUACAUCAAAUUUAGAAAAAUUAAAUUAUGCCAGUGUCAUAGGUAGUAAUAAUGUUAAUGACAAGUUUUUGGUAGAAGUGUUACAUGCAGCAAAAUCCGAAGCAGAAUUCAUAAAAAAGAAGUAUAAUGAAAAACAAAAUGAUGGCAAAAAUGGCCUGAGGAAAGAUCAGGCAACUACAUGUCGUGCUAUACGCUACAGUUUUGCUGAUAUUGGAGAUAUUAUACGAGGAAAAGAUCUGUGGGACGAUAACAAUGAUGCAAAAAGUCUGCAAACAAAUUUGAAAGCAAUAUUUAAAAAAAUUAAAGAGAAACAUCCUGGCAUCGAAGGCAACGACAAAUAUGUAAAGGACAACGAAAAUAAACAAUUACGUUCCGACUGGUGGGAAGCAAAUAGACGUCAAGUAUGGAACGCAAUGACAUGUGAAACACCCAAUGGUGACAAUAUCAAAUGUGAUGUUCAUGAUGUGCCUGUUGACGAUUAUAUCCCACAAAGAUUGCGUUGGAUGACUGAAUGGGCCGAAUGGUUCUGUAAAGCGCAAUCACAGGAGUAUGACAAGUUGUUCAUGCAAUGUGCUAAGUGUAUGGGUAAUGGUCAAGGUUGUACGAAAGAUAGUAGUGAUGGUGAAUGUGAGAAAUGCAAAGAAGCUUGUACAUCAUAUGCAAAUUUUAUUAACACAUGGAAACCUCAAUGGGUACCUAUGCAAAUACAAUACGCACUAUUAUACUCAUACGUAGGUAAAUCUGGUACUAUUGGUUUGGGUGGUUAUCCCGACUAUAAACAAGUGGUACAUUUCUUCGAAGAAUUACAAAAAGAAUAUGAAAACGCCACUAGAUCUAGUAGUACCACUAAGGUUUCCUCCACCGCCUCCCCGAUCACCCCCUAUAGUUCCCCUGAAGGUUACAUCCACCAAGAACUCCCAAUCACGGGGUGCCAGAAACAAAAAGAGUUUUGUUAUUAUAAAAAUGGCCUAACCUCACGUAGUAGUGAUGCCAAAGAAAACAAGAAUUAUGCCUUUAAAAAUCCACCUCAUGGGUACGAUUUGGCGUGUACAUGUAACACUAGGGAUCAACAAACAGAUGGACGUGGUCGCGUCGCCGUCAACCCAGACGACAACAUCAUCACACCUGGACGCAUUGACAACGGUGAAGAUGAUGAAGAAUCCGAUGAGGAAGACUUCGAAGAAGAAGAACUCGAAAACGACGACGCAGGCGGCGGCAGUGACGUCGGCGAGGAGGAGGACGUCAGUAACCACCAGGAAGAUAAGGGACCACAAAAAGAAGAUACACCACAAAUAGACGUCUGCGCCAUCGUAAAAACCGCACUUACUACACCAGGCAAUCUAACACAGGCUUGCAAACAAAAGUAUGGCCCCAAAGCACCCACAGGUUGGAAAUGUGUACCAAGUGGUGACAGUACUACCACUGGUGAAGCUCGUGCUCGACGUGUCGCACGUAGUGCCGAACCACGUGGUAGUGAACCCACUAGUGAUAAGGGUUCCAUAUGUGUGCCACCCAGGAGGCGAAAACUAUACCUUGGUGGUUUCAAACGAUUGACAGACGGCACCGCGGUGUCGAGUGAAACCACUUCGGCGACCUCGUCGCACGCAUCAAAUGGUGACGCGCUCCUUACCGCCUUCGUGGAAAGUGCCUCGGUUGAGACGUUUUUUGCAUGGCAUAAGUAUAAAAUGGAGAAAAAACAACCAGCACAAGAAGGAGCGGGACUUGGAUUAUCACUCCUCGAACAAGAAGUGUCACCGGAGGACGACCCCGAAAAACAGUUACAAACUGGUACCAUACCCCCCGAUUUCUUGAGAUUAAUGUUUUAUACUUUAGGUGAUUAUAGAGAUAUAUUAGAUGGGAAGAAUAUGGAGGUGGUGAACUUGUUAAAGGAUGGUAGUCCUAGUGAUAAAGAAAUGUAUACAAGAGAAAAUAAAAUAAAUCAAGCUAUAGAUAAUCAUUUUUCAAAGAAUGAGAACCAAGCUACUACUGGUGUCAACCAAUCUUCUAGUGGUGGCGUCCCCUCAUCUAGUGGACAUUCCUCAUCUUCUACUGUCACACCUCCUGGUCCCCCACAAACUAGUGGCACAACCCCUAAAACCUGGUGGCAAAAAAAUGGUGAACAUAUAUGGAAUGGAAUGAUAUGUGCCUUAACCUAUGAAGAUAACGGCGCAAAAGGCACAAGCAAUGCACUACAACAGAAUGAAGAAGUGAAAAAGGCACUUUGGGACGAAACAACCAAAAAACCCAAAGACGAGAAAUACCAAUACGACCAAGUAAAACUCGACGAAAAUAGUGUUACUGAUGGUCCCAGAACCACCUCCCCCGGCACUAGUGGUGAUACACCCCCAACCCUUUCCCAGUUCAUUUCGCGACCCCCCUACUUCCGUUACCUUGAAGAAUGGGGAGAAACAUUUUGUCGACAAAGGACACGUAUGUUGAAAAACGUGAAGGAUAAUUGUACGAAAGAUGAUAAACAAAAGUAUAGUGGGGAUGGAGAAGAAUGUGAAAAGGUUCUCGUUGAGGAAGCUAAUACUUUUAAGGAUUUAGAAGGUCGGAGUUGUGCGGAUUCUUGUAGAUCUUAUAAAAAAUGGAUAGGAAGAAAAAAAGACGAAUAUGAUGAACAAGAAAGUGCAUAUGGUCAACAACAAAAAGAAUACGUAAAUGGAAGUAAAGGUGCUGGACGUAAUAAUGAUGAUAAAGAAUUUUGUACAAAACUAGAAAAAACCUGGACUACAGCUGGAGACUUUUUAAAAAGUUUAGGACCAUGUAAAAAUAAUGAUAAUGGAGAAGGUACAAUAAAAUUUAAUGGAGGUCAAACAUUUCAACAUACAAAUCUUUGUGAUUCAUGUUCUGAAUUUAAAAUCAAAUGUGAAAAUGGAGUUUGUAGUGGUGAUACAAAAGUGGAGUGCAAUGGAAAAACGCCUAUUGCUGCAACAGAAAUUGCAAAAAUGAUAACUUCUACUGAAGGAGUUUUUAUGACUGUUAGUGAUAACAGUGACCACAAAUUUGAUGAUGGUUUAAAGGAUUGUCAACAUGCAGGUAUCUUUAAAGGUAUUAGAAAAGAUGUAUGGACAUGUGGUAAUGUAUGUGGUUAUGUUGUAUGUAAACCGAAAGAAGGAAAUAGGGAAACAGCCAGUGGGGAAAACAAAGAUCAAAUUAUAACAAUUAGAGCUUUGGUUACACAUUGGGUACAAAAUUUUUUAGAAGAUUAUAAGAAAAUUAAACAUAAAUUUUUAAAUUGUACCAAAAAUGGACAAUCUAAAUGUAUAAAUGGAUGUAAUAAUAAAUGUACAUGUGUAGAAACAUGGAUAAGUACGAAAAAGGGAGAAUGGAAAAAUAUAAAAGAACGUUUCAUUGAACAAUAUAAAGGUGAACCUUCAGAUGAAUAUUUUAACGUUAGAAGCUGUUUGGAGACCUUCAUACCUCAAAUUCCUGUUGCAGACGUUAAAAAUGAGGUUAUAAAAUUAAGUCAGUUCGAUAAUUCGUGUGGAUGUAGUUUCAGUGCGCAUAAACAAAAAGAUAGUAAUCAGGAUUCUAUAGAAUGUAUGAUUAAAAAUCUUGAAAAAAAAAUUGAUGAAUGCAAAACCCAACACUAUCCUAGUGGUAAACCAGAAGAACAGUGUAAAGAACCCCCCCCUGAAGAUGAUUAUGAAGACGAAAAUGAAAAAAAAGUGGAAUCACCGACCAUUUGUCCAAAAGAAACAGUGGACCAAAAAACAAAGGUAGAAGAUGAAAAAUGUGACAAAACACGCCCUGUUGUACCCAAAGAAGACCGACAAGAAGAAGAAGAAUCUAAAAAAAAAAAAGAUGAAACUGCCCUACCUCCACCAGAACCACCAGCAGAUAGUCCCCCUCCAGCAGCACCAACAAAACCACUCCCAAGUGAUAAUACCAGCGAUAUAUUAAAAACUACUAUCCCGUUUGGUAUUGCAUUGGCCUUGACUUCGAUUGCGCUUUUAUUUUUGAAGAAAAAAACCAAAUCAUCUGUUGGAAAUUUAUUCCAAAUACUGCAAAUACCCAAAAGUGAUUAUGAUAUACCUACCCCGAAAUCAUCAAAUAGAUAUAUCCCAUAUGUGAGUGAUACAUAUAAAGGUAAAACAUAUAUAUAUAUGGAAGGAGAUAGUAGUGGAGAGGAAAAAUAUGCAUUUAUGUCUGAUACUACUGAUGUAACUUCGUCAGAAAGUGAAUAUGAAGAAUUGGAUAUUAAUGAGAUAUAUCCGUAUCAGUCACCAAAAUACAAAACAUUAAUUGAAGUGGUACUAGAACCUAGUGGUAAAAACACAACAGCUAGUGGUAACAACACAACAGCUAGUGGUAAAAACACACCUAGUGAUACACAAAAUGAUAUACAAAAUGAUGGUAUACCUAGCGAUACACCAAAUACACCUAGUGAUAUACCAAAAACACCUAGUGAUACACCACCACCCAUUACUGAUGAAGAAUGGAAUCAAUUGAAACAUGAUUUUAUAUCUAAUAUGUUACAAAAUACACAAAAUACGGAACCAAAUAUGUUAGGUUAUAAUGUGGAUAAUAAUACCCAUCCUACCCCGUCACGUCAUACGUUGGACCAAAAACCUUUUAUUACUUCUAUUCAUGAUAGAAAUUUAUAUACUGGAGAAGAAUAUAAUUAUAAUGUUAAUAUGAGUACUAAUAGUAUGGAUGACACAAAAUAUGUAUCAAAUAAUGUAUAUUCUGGUAUUGACCUAAUUAAUGAUUCAUUAAAUAGUGGUAAUCAACCUAUUGAUAUAUAUGAUGAAUUGUUAAAACGAAAAGAAAAUGAAUUAUUUGGAACGAAUCAUCCAAAACAUACUAAUACACACAAUGUUACCAAAUCAAGUAAUAGUGAUCCUAUAGAUAAUCAGUUGGAUUUGUUCCAUACAUGGUUAGAUAGACAUAGAGAUAUGUGCGAAAAGUUGAAAAAUGAUAAUGAGCGGUUAGCCAAAUUAAAAGAAGAGUGGGAAAAUGAGACACAUAGUGGUAACACUCACCCUAGUGAUAGUAACAAAACGUUAAAUACUGAUGUUUCCAUACAAAUACAUAUGGAUAAUCCUAAACCUAUAAAUGAGUUUACAUAUGUGGAUAGUAACCCCAACCAAGUGGAUGACACCUACGUGGAUAGUAACCCUGACAAUUCUUCCAUGGAUACUAUCUUGGAGGAUCUGGAAAAAUAUAAUGAACCCUACUAUUAUGAUAUGUAUGACGAUGAUAUUUAUUAUGAUGUAAAUGAUCAUGAUGCAUCAACUGUGGAUAGUAAUAAUAUGGAUGUUCCUAGUAAAGUACAAAUUGAAAUGGAUGUAAAUACCAAAUUGGUGAAAGAGAAAUAUCCUAUAGCAGAUGUAUGGGAUAUAUAA